Messenger RNA from Auxenochlorella protothecoides, 150 nucleotides. RefSeq lists its product as hypothetical. The record is from RefSeq and is a predicted model, not a curated record. The coding region runs from base 1 to 150 and encodes 49 amino acids. NCBI's taxonomy places the organism in Eukaryota, Viridiplantae, Chlorophyta, Trebouxiophyceae, Chlorellales, Chlorellaceae. The transcript has 2 exons.
AUGAAGGCCAGCCGUACGGCGGCGGCGGAGUGUUCGUGGGCGUGCUGUGCGGGGCGCUGUUCAUCCAGUGGAUGCAGGAGCGCAUGGCCUCCUGCAAAGACAUCAAGGUCUGGGGUGGGGGUGUUGGGAGAGGCCAAGCGCACUGGGUGA